AUGUUCGCUCGCCGUGCCCUCCAGGCUGCCCGCCCGCUCGCCCGCGCCUUCUCGUCGGCCCCGGUCGCUCGCAAGGACUUCGUCCAGGAGCUCUACCUCAAGGAGCUCCGCGCCUACAAGCCCAAGCCCGCCGCGGCGACCGCCGGCGCGACCAAGUCGUACUCGACCCCGUCGGCCCCCAAGACCCCCGAGGUGCCCGACGCGGCGGCGCUCGCCAAGGAGCUCGAGGCUUACGACGCCUCGGUCCCGGUCGCCGACUCGCCCUCGACCUCGACGGCCGAGGUGGUCGACGAGUCCGAGGCCGUCGGCGCCGACGACUACCUCAAGCUCUGCGAGGAGCCCGUCAAGGUCGAGGCCAAGCACUGA
This is a messenger RNA of Rhodotorula graminis WP1, 366 nucleotides long. RefSeq lists its product as uncharacterized. Lineage: Eukaryota; Fungi; Basidiomycota; Microbotryomycetes; Sporidiobolales; Sporidiobolaceae. The coding region runs from base 1 to 366 and encodes 121 amino acids. The transcript has 5 exons. The record is from RefSeq and is a predicted model, not a curated record. Gene Ontology annotation, biological process: proton motive force-driven ATP synthesis.